Salvia hispanica is the source of this 959-nucleotide messenger RNA. Lineage: Eukaryota; Viridiplantae; Streptophyta; Magnoliopsida; Lamiales; Lamiaceae. The record is from RefSeq and is a predicted model, not a curated record.
AUGAUCACCUCCUGUUUCAGUGUCAUAUCUAUCGCCGGCUUUUUCCUCCGCCGCUCCAUCACGGCGGCGGGCCUCUCCUCCCAGACGGCAGACAUCGACGGCGACACCACCAUCCACUAUUGGGGCCCACCCGCCCCCACCGCCAAGCCGAAGCUCGUCCUCAUCCACGGCUUCGGGACGAGCUUCGGCCCGGCGAGCAUCUGGCAGUGGCGACAACAAGCCGCUUUCUUCGCUAAAUAAACGACGUCUGACCUCGUAUUCUUCAGCGAAUCCUACACCCAGUCCCCCAUUCGCUCCGAGGUUUUCCAGGCCACCUGUUUGGCCAGUUUGAUGGAAAAUCUCGGAGUCAUGAGGUACUCGGUUGUGGGGGUCAGCUACGGCGGAUUCGUGGCGUACUGGAUGGCGGAGAUGUGGCCGGAGAGGGUGGAGAAGGUCGUGAUCGCUUGCUCGGCUGUGAACAUGCGGCCGAGCGACAAUGACCGGCUACUUAAGCAAUCGGGUGUGGACGAAAUCGAGGAUCUGUUCCUCCCCGUCACGGCCAGUCAGCUAAGGUCGUCCCUCCGAUUCGUGGUCUCCCGGCCUUCGCCUUACAUGCCCGACUUCGUGCUCAAUGAUUAUAUUGAUAAAUUUUAUUCUAAAAAUAGGAAAGAGAAGCUGGAGCUUUUGAAAGAGUUUAAUAAUGGAAAAAAUGAGACUGUAACCUUAUCUCCCCUUUCACAGGAUGUAUUGAUUGUGUGGGGAGAAAAUGACCAGAUUUUUUUGCUGGAGAGAGGAGAGGAACUCAAGAGGUUGCUUGGACAGAAGGCCAAAUUACAAGUCAUAAAAAAAGGAUCACAUAUUCUUCAACUAGAACAACCAAGCCAAUUCAACAAUAUUGUCAAUAAUUUCUUACUUGGGUUGUAAUAGAUUUGACAUCAAGGUAGUUGUUUAUGCGUAAAGUAUGAUUAAAUUUCUCUAGU